This is a messenger RNA of Prunus mume (Japanese apricot), 1541 nucleotides long. RefSeq names its product NAC (No Apical Meristem) domain transcriptional regulator superfamily protein (gene CUC3). NCBI's taxonomy places the organism in Eukaryota, Viridiplantae, Streptophyta, Magnoliopsida, Rosales, Rosaceae. The record is from RefSeq and is a predicted model, not a curated record. Gene Ontology annotation, biological process: regulation of DNA-templated transcription. Gene Ontology annotation, molecular function: DNA binding.
CCCAACUUUGUUUUUUCUCUACCUUAACUAGGUUGUUUUUGUCUGAAAAAUCAAAAUCAAAAGCAAGUAAUGUUGGGAAUGGAAGACGCAGUUAUGAGUGAGCUGAGUGGGGAAGACAUAAACGAGCAGGGUUUGCCGCCAGGGUUUAGGUUCCACCCAACUGACGAGGAGCUCAUAACUUUCUAUCUGGCUUCCAAGGUCUACAACGGCUCUUUCUGCGGCGUCGACAUUGCUGAGGUUGAUCUCAACAGAUGCGAGCCCUGGGAGCUCCCAGAUGUGGCAAAGAUGGGGGAGAGAGAGUGGUACUUCUUCAGCUUGAGGGACAGGAAGUACCCAACAGGGUUAAGAACCAACAGAGCCACCGGAGCUGGUUACUGGAAAGCUACUGGCAAAGACAGACAAGUGUACAGCGCAUCCACUGGAGCCUUGCUUGGCAUGAAGAAGACUCUUGUUUUCUACAAAGGCCGAGCCCCACGCGGCCACAAGACCAAGUGGGUCAUGCACGAGUACCGCCUCCACGGUCGCCUCUCCUCCUACGGCGGCCACGCCUGCAAGGAUGAAUGGGUGAUAUGCAGAAUAAAUCACAAAACUGAGGACAAAAAAAACCCACUACAACUUGAUCAAGUUGAAGUUGAAGCUGCUUCAUCCAAUUGCAAUUGUCUGCCUCCAUUGCUGGAAUCUCCAACAGCAGCAGCAAAACCUACAUUCUUGCAACAAGGACAACGUCCUCAUCAAUCUCACAACCCAAUGCAAAUGCAAUCUCCUCAUCCUCUUCCUCCUUUUCUGUUUCAGCACCAAGAAAAUGACCUCAAAAGCCUCAUCAACCCAGUUGUCUCCCAACCCCACCUAUUUUCCUCCUUCCCGAUAAAUGCCUUCCAAACCCAACCCUCACCCUCUUUUUCACCCACCACCACCAACAGCAACACAGCAUUAUUAACAAAUGAUAAAAACCCAUCACCUUUGCAAUCCCUCCUCUUCAAAUCCCUUUUCUCUUCCCAUGACCAAGAUUGCAAUAAUACUAUUCCCAAACAGUGCAAGACAGAGCCCAACUACUUUUCCCAUUUCCAAACACCAGCUAAUAAUAAUAAUAAUUGUGACUUGAACUUGUUGAACUUGAUGGAAAAGAAUCAUCAUCAUCAUCAUCAUCAUCAUCAGCCAAACACCCCUUACCAUCAAUACAAUAAUCAUCCAAAUGAUCCUCUGCUUUUUGAUUGUUUGGAUUAUAGUGUGUUGGGCUUCUCAGAUGCUGCUGGUACUGCUACAACUGUUCAUGAGCAUGACACGUGUCCUUCAACUGCUUUCAACAGGGCCGGCUUUCAGACCAUGCUAGACCUCCCUCCCAUCAAAGUAACCGGAGAAUCUUGGCCUUUGGAUUAUAUCAUGGAUGCUAAGUAACAUGUUCCAGUUCCAUCUACUUUUUACCUUUAUCUUUACUACUUAUAGUGUGCUCCUUCGACUCCAUCUAUAGCUAUUGUGUAUGUAUGUGAUGUAGCUAGCUAGCUGUACUAGUAGUUUUCAAUCAAAUCUAUGUAUUAACUGUU